UAAAUCAGAGGGAAACACUUAUCUCUGAUUCUUCGUUUUUUCCGUCCAGUAAUCUCGCAGCUAUCUUUAUGCAUAUAUUUAUAUACAGCUCCUUGGCGUACAGCUUUCAGUGUGCUUGAGCUUUAACUUUUUAAAGCUUCUUAUGCAGCCAUCCUUUGUUCUUUAAGUUUGUGUUCAGUGGGAAUUUCUUUUCUUGAUAUUUUUUGGUUGAGUUUUGUUCUCGAUCUGCUUGGAAACCUCUGCAGAUAUCCAAGCUCUGAACAAAAACAUGGCGGGUUUCUGGUUAUUUACCGUUUUGUUUAUGUUUCUCUCUUGUGGUUUGGCUUCCGCUAAGAUAUGCACAAACGCUUUUCCUGAGAGUUCAUCGCAUUCUCUUAGAUACGAACUCUUAACAUCCAAAAAUGAAACCUGGAAACAAGAGAUUUUCUCGACUUACCAUAUGAAACCAGCUCAUUAUCAUCCUUACGAUUCUUCCAGGAAGCUGUUGAGUGAGGAAGAUGAUGACAACUGGGCAUCAUUAAUGUACAAGAAACUUAAACUUCCGGGCACAUUUCAAUUUCCUGGAAAAAAAUUUCUUACAGAAGUCUCAUUGCAUGACGUUAGACUGGAUCCCUAUUCAUUGCAUUGGAUUGCACAGCAAACAAAUUUGGAGUAUCUGUUGUUGCUUGAUGUUGAUAGGUUAGUUUGGAGCUUCAGAAAAACUGCUUGUUUGCCUACACCUGGAAAGCCUUAUGGAGGCUGGGAAGCACCAGAUGUUGAGCUCCGGGGUCAUUUUGUAGGGCAUUUUAUGAGUGCUACUGCAAAAAUGUGGGCAAGCACUCACAACGAUACUCUCAGGGAAAAAAUGUCAGCAGUGGUGUCCAUAUUAUGUGAGUGUCAGAGAAAAAUGGGAACUGGGUAUCUUUCUGCUUUUCCAACCGAGCAAUUUGAUCGCGUUGAAGCUUUAAUACCUGUUUGGGCUCCUUACUACACCAUUCACAAGAUCCUGGCGGGUUUGUUAGAUCAAUUUACUUUUGCUGGAAAUGAUCAAGCUUUGAAAAUGACCAUACGGAUGGCUGACUAUUUCUACAAUCGUGUUAAGAAUGUCAUAAAGAAGUACAGUAUCGAAAGACACUUUCAGUCUCUUAAUGAAGAAUUUGGUGGCAUGAAUGAUGUUCUUUACAGGUUGUUCAGCAUCACGAAAAAUCCAAAGCACUUACUGUUGGCUCACCUCUUUGACAAACCAUGCUUUUUGGGGUUGCUUGCUGUACAGGCUAAUGACAUUUCUGGUUUCCAUAGCAACACUCAUAUCCCAAUUGUUAUUGGAGCACAAAUGCGGUAUGAAGUCACCGGUGAUGAACUUUCCAAGGCAAUGGGGAUAUACUUCAUGGACAUUAUCAACUCUUCUCUCAGUUAUGCAACAGGAGGAACAUCAUCAGGAGAAUUCUGGAGCGAUCCAAACAGAAUGGCAACCACUUUAGACACAGAAACAGAAGAAUCAUGCACAACUUAUAACAUGUUGAAGGUUGCGCGCAACCUGUUUACAUGGACAAAAGAAAUGGCUUAUGCAGAUUAUUAUGAAGGCGCCCUGACAAAUGGAGUCAUGGGUAUCCAACGAGGAAGAGAACCUGGAGUGAUGAUUUACAUGCUUCCUCUCAAUCGUGGAAAUUCCAGGGCAGUGAGCUACCAUGGAUGGGGAACAAAGUUUGAUUCUUUUUGGUGCUGUUAUGGCACAGGGAUUGAAUCAUUCUCUAAGUUGGGAGAUUCCAUAUAUUUUCAAGAGGAAGGAAAGGUUCCUGGCCUUUACAUCAUCCAGUUUAUAUCAAGCACAAUCAAUUGGCAACUUGGGCAGUUUACGCUCUAUCAGAAUGUUGAUCCUUAUGUUUCUUGGGAUCCUUUCUUGAGAUUGACACUGACAGUCACUUCGAGCAAGGCAUGUGACGAAUCCUCCCUGAUUUUGCGGAUACCAUCUUGGACACAGUCAAGUGGUUCUAAGACAAAAUUGAAUGGCCAGAAAUUGCCUGUACCAGCUCCAGGUAAUUUUCUACAUGUGACAAAAAAAUGGAGCUCUGGUGACAAAUUAACUCUUGAGCUACCCAUCACUUUCAGGACCGAACCUAUUAAAGAUGAUCGGCUGGAAUAUGCUUCUCUACAGGCGAUACAUUUCGGUCCUUUUCUGCUUGCUGGUCACUCAAAUGGGGACUGGGACAUCAAGGCUGCUGCAGGGCGUCCUCCUUCUGAAUGGCUAAGUCCAAUUCCUGCCUCAUACAAUGAUCAACUAUUUACAUUUUUCCAUGGCUCUGGAGACUCAACUUUUGUAAUAACAAACUCAAACCAAUCAAUAACAAUGGGAAGACUCAAUAUAUCUGGCACUGAGGCUGCUCUUCAAGCCACUUUCAGAAUCAUCCCCACUGAUCCAUCCACCAAAUUCUCAUGCAUCAAAGACAUCAUCGGCAAAUCCAUCGUGCUAGAACCAAUUGCUUUUCCAGGAAUGCUUGUAGCUCAUCUAGGAAAAGAUAACAUACUUGCUGUCCAGGAUGCUUCCAGUGCUCAGUCCUCUACUUUCCAUUUGGUUUCAGGAUUAAAUGGAAAGGACACAGUAUCCUUGGAAUCAGAAACUCAUAAGGGUUGCUUUGUAUAUAGCUGCAGGAACUUGGAAAUAAAGCUCAGCUGCAACUCUGGAUCAUCAGAUGCCAAAUUCAGCGAUGCUGCUAGCUUUGUAACAGGGAAAGGACUGAGCCAAUAUCAUCCUAUUAGCUUUGUUGCCAAAGGAGUGAGGAGGAAUUUCCUUCUGGAGCCGUUGUACAACUUUAGAGAUGAGUAUUAUACAGUUUACUUCAACAUGACAACUUGAGAAGUUAAAUGUUUAGGAGUAGAGAGGCCAAUAAAUUAUCAUUGUUCUUUAAUUUUCCCAUUCCUUGUAAAAUCGUGUGCAUAAUCAAUAAUGUGCUUCAUGGUCUACCUUGAUAAUUUUCUAAUGAAUGUUGAAGUUGAUCUAGAUUAAUUCUCUGUUAA
This is a messenger RNA of Mangifera indica (mango), 2994 nucleotides long. RefSeq lists its product as uncharacterized. NCBI's taxonomy places the organism in Eukaryota, Viridiplantae, Streptophyta, Magnoliopsida, Sapindales, Anacardiaceae. The transcript has 12 exons. Gene Ontology annotation, molecular function: alpha-L-arabinofuranosidase activity. Gene Ontology annotation, biological process: L-arabinose metabolic process. The record is from RefSeq and is a predicted model, not a curated record. The coding region runs from base 269 to 2833 and encodes 854 amino acids.